Molecule: messenger RNA, 762 nt
Organism: Striga hermonthica
Lineage: Eukaryota; Viridiplantae; Streptophyta; Magnoliopsida; Lamiales; Orobanchaceae
Source: the annotation of a GenBank genome assembly
AUGUGGAAACAAAAAAAAAUUCGGGACCAAAUUUUUAAUUUUCUCAGAUAUAGGCCCUCUCUGGGUUUUUCCUUCGCUCUACAAACCCUAAACCUGCACAUCUCCUCCAUCGAUCAUCUAAUUUUCUCAGAUAUAGGCCCUCUCUGGAUUUUUCCGUCGCUUUAUCAUCCCGGCCUUUUUGCUGCUCCUCAGAUUGAGCCAAUGGCACAUGGAAAUCUGCCUCCUGGGUUUGAUCCAGGAACUUGCCUCAGUGUGUAUGUUGGGAAUCUUCACAUACAGACGACGGAGCCACUUCUCCAAGAAGUUUUUGCUAGGGCUGGUCCUGUGAAAAGCUGCAAGCUUGUUAGACAAAAAAACUCAUCUUAUGGUUUCGUUCACUACUUUGACUAUAGAUCUCCUGCACGUGCAAUAACGUACCUCAACCGGAGUUAUCUGUUUGAGCAGCCUAUCAAAGUUGACUAUGCUUAUACCAGGGGUCAGAGGGAGGACACAUCAGGCCACUACAACAUAUUUGUUGGUAACCUAAGUGCAGAGGUGACAGAUGCUGUGUUGUUCGAAUGCUUUUCUGUUUAUCCUAGCUGUUCUGAUGCAAGGGUUAUGUGGGAUCAAAAGACUGGCCUUUCCAGAGGGUUUGGAUUUGUCUCUUUCAGGAGCCAACAGAAUGCUCAGAACGCAAUUAAUGACUUGACUGGAAAAUGGCUUGGAAGCAGACAGAUACGCUGUACCUGGGCCAAAAAAGGUGCUGGAAAGUGGAAACAGUGA